Molecule: messenger RNA, 1565 nt
Organism: Amoebophrya sp. A120
Lineage: Eukaryota; Dinophyceae; Syndiniales; Amoebophryaceae
Source: the annotation of a GenBank genome assembly
CUAUCUUCGUUCUUCAUGUUUUUGAAACAAAAAAAGCCGGUUAUGAAUCUCAAAGAAGACGUAGACGAUCUUCCCUUUAUCUGCGUUUGGUAGAAAGCUUUUCGGUGUCCUUGUUCUUCCUCUCUCCUGUGUAUUAGCACAACUCCUGAUGCGUCGAAGGAAGCAUCAAUAUUGAUCCAACCAUGCGCCGUCGGGGUGUUGCGAACAAGCUAUUUCUUGCACAGCGACAGCGGCCAAUAGAAGAGCACCGAAGUGGAAAACGACGGGAGCCGGAGUUGGCAAGAAGAAGAAGACAUUACCAUGGGCAUCGCGAUCAGCAGUCUGUGGCGGAAGUUUUUCCACGGGACGGAUCAAGCCUACCGAAUAGUCCUCGUAGGACUGAACAAUGCCGGCAAAACGACGAUUCUAUACCGCCUGGCGUUGAACCAACCGGUGGUAACACAGCCCACCAUCGGAUGCAACAUUGAGGAGCUAAAGUACUUUCUUACUACUUACGAGGAAGCCAUUCACUAGGCAUACGUCGCAACCCAAUCUUGGAAAAUACCGAUGACGCAUGAUUUUCGACAGUGCUCGAGGUGGUGCACGACAGGCACCAGCUGCAGUGUUUCAAAUUUACAAACUGCGAAGAAACACCAGGUACAAAGGCGUGACGUUCACGUGUUGGGAUCUGGGUGGCCAGGAGAAGCUCAGAGACCUCUGGCCGAGCUAUUUCCAGUCAGACAAUUUCGCGGACGCUGUGAUCUUCGUUGUCGACUCGAAUGACACGGAGUCACUAGUAUUGCUUUUUCUAGUACUGGUUUCUCAUGCAUUGUGUGCUCCGUCACCGUCGUAGAGUUAGAGCUUUCUUUCUUAUUCUCUCAUGCAGAAAAACUAACACACACAGUACAUAUGAGAAAUUCCGGAUCCGUCCCUCAAAAACUAUAACUAGGUGACCGCAAAAAUGGAGCUGAUGAACAUCCUAAUCCUCCUAUCAAAUGUAAAAGUGUCUGGGUCUGGAAGAAUGCAACUUGUCAUGCUAAAUCUGAAGCAUGCACAAAUCUGUGUUGCAUGAUUGCCAAAAGUCGCCCUGUUUUGAUCAAGUCGGGAGGGAGUUUCUCAUGCAGGAUAGGCAUGAGAGAGAUCGUGCAGAAUCUGUCAUGCUAGACCCUGCAUUCCAGGCCUCAUGGGUCAUGGAAAAGCUGCAUGACAAAUCGCGCAUUCUUCCAGACCCAGACAUUUUUGCAUUUGAUACCUCCCGCAAGUCCGUAAUACAGUCCGAGCAGUUCUCAUUCUCGCGAACAAGCAAGACGUCUCCGGCGCUUUGACCGCUGCGGAUUUGGUGCACAAUUUAUCCCUAAACGAGAUAAAAACGCACGACUGGCAAAUCCUUCCCUGCUGCGCGUUGACGGGCGAAGGAUUAAACGCGGGCAUGGAUUGGCUGGUUUUGAAACUGCAGCAGGAAGCAAGGCCGAACGGAUAGAGAAAUAAUUCGAUUAAAGAACCUCUUUUGAUGAUCACCUUUGCGCGUUGUGUGAAGAACUGUAAUGAUAAAUGAACUACUUACCCUGGCGCCGCUAAAAUGAAUA